Molecule: messenger RNA, 246 nt
Organism: Pedinophyceae sp. YPF-701
Lineage: Eukaryota; Viridiplantae; Chlorophyta; Pedinophyceae
Source: the annotation of a GenBank genome assembly
AUGAAGAAGGAGGCCAAGAAGCAGGGGCAGAAGGUCGGGCAGAGCACGCUUCCGUCGAGCGAGGACGUGGAGAACUUCCUCAACACGAUCUUCCAGCCGGCGGUCGUCCUGCCCGUGGCGUUCGUCGUGGCGGGCGUCAUCGGCCUGGCGGCGUACAUGGGCAAGAUUUCACAGUGGCAGGCGUCCCUGGCGCUGCUGCUCAUGACGCUGCUCAUCCGCCUCGUUGUCACCGCGCCCGCCACCUAG